Dioscorea cayenensis subsp. rotundata (Guinea yam) is the source of this 2391-nucleotide messenger RNA. RefSeq names its product fimbrin-2-like. Bases 126 to 2111 code for a protein of 661 amino acids. The record is from RefSeq and is a predicted model, not a curated record. The transcript has 14 exons. Gene Ontology annotation, molecular function: actin filament binding. NCBI's taxonomy places the organism in Eukaryota, Viridiplantae, Streptophyta, Magnoliopsida, Dioscoreales, Dioscoreaceae. Gene Ontology annotation, biological process: actin filament bundle assembly; actin filament network formation. Gene Ontology annotation, cellular component: cytoplasm; actin filament; actin filament bundle.
ACUACUACUACUCCUCCUCCUUCUCCUCAUCAGCACUGUGCCCCAGCCCCAGCUCACCAUCCCAUCAUCACACCACCUCCUUCUCCUCCUCCUCUUCCUCUCCGCCGCCUCCAAGAACCUCGGCAAUGGCGGGCUUCGUUGGGGUCCUCGUCUCAGAUCCAUGGCUCCAGAACCAGUUCACCCAGGUCGAGCUUCGCUCUCUCAAAGCUCAGUUCUUGGCUAUGAAGGAUGAUGGUGGUGGUGGUUUGAAGAUUGGUGACCUAGCUGGGAAGAUGUCGAAGAUGAAGAUCGGGGGUGAUGGGAUCAGUGAGGGAGAGAGGGAUUUGUUUGUGAAGAGAUCGUAUGAGAAUCUUGAUAGCGAAGUGGAUUUUGAGCUGUUCUUGAGGGUUUAUUUGAAGACGCAAGGGCAAGCUGGGGCGAAGAACUCGUCUUCGGCUUUCUUGAAGGCUGCCACUACUACUUUGCUUCAUACUAUCAGUGAAUCUGAGAAGGCUUCUUAUGUCUCGCAUAUUAAUAAUUAUCUAGGAGAGGAUGUGUUUUUGAAGAGAUAUCUCCCUAUUGAUCCGCUCACUGAUGAUCUGUUUGAGAUCUCCAAGGAUGGAGUGCUUCUGUGCAAGCUUAUCAAUCUGGCUGUGCCCGGGACUAUUGAUGAGCGCACGAUUAAUACGAAGAAAAUGUUGAAUCCUUGGGAGAAGAAUGAGAAUCAUACCCUUUGCCUCAACUCUGCCAAGGCCAUUGGAUGUACUGUCGUCAACAUUGGGACUCAGGAUCUCGCUGAAGGGAGACCUCACCUAGUCCUUGGCAUCAUAUCUCAAAUUAUCAAGAUUCAACUUCUGGCAGAUGUUAACCUUAGUAGAACGCCCCAGUUGGUCGAGUUAGUUGAUGAUAGUAAGGAUAUAGAGGAGCUGAUGAGCCUGUCACCAGAAAAGAUUUUACUCAGAUGGAUGAAUUUUCAACUUAAAAAAGGGGGUUUCAAGAGGCUUAUAACAAACUUCUCAUCGGACGUGAAGGAUGCUGAAGCCUAUACUUGUCUACUAAAUGUUUUGGCCCCAGAACACAGUAAUAAAUCUUCCAGCAUGACAGUGAAAAGUGCUCUAGAAAGAGCCAAAUUAGUACUUGAGCAUGCUGACAGAAUGGGUUGUAAAAGAUACUUGACCCCAAAAGAUAUUGUGGAAGGCUCACCAAAUCUAAACCUUGCAUUUGUUGCUCAUAUUUUCCAGAAACGGAAUGGGUUAUCUUCACAGAUGAAGCAAAUAUCAUUUCUAGAAUCAAUGCCAGAUGAUGCACAAAUUUCCAGAGAAGAAAGAUCAUUUCGAUUAUGGAUCAACAGUCUUGGCAUUUCAACUUAUAUAAAUAAUGUGUUUGAAGAUCUUCGAGAUGGAUGGGUCCUUCUGGAGGCCAUUGACAAAGCCUCACCGGGGGUAGUCUGUUGGAAGUUUGCUAAUAAACCUCCUAUCAAAAUGCCAUUCAAGAAAGUGGAAAAUUGUAAUCAAGUUAUAAGAAUAGGGAAGCAGUUAAAAUUUUCGCUUGUUAAUGUUGCGGGGAAUGAUAUUGUUCAAGGAAACAAGAAAUUAAUAUUAGCUUUUUUGUGGCAAUUAAUGCGGUACAACAUCCUCCAACUUUUGAAGAACUUGAAAUGCCAUUCUCAUGGAAAAGAGAUUACAGAUGCAGAUAUAUUGAAGUGGGCAAAUUGCAAGGUUAAAGAUUCGGGAAGGCACUCUCGAAUGGAAAGUUUCAAGGACAAAAAGCUUUCCAAUGGCAUUUUCUUCCUGGAGUUGCUUACUGCAGUGGAGCCUCAAGUUGUGAAUUGGAGUCUUGUGACUAGAGGAGACAGUGAUGAAGAGAAAAGAAUGAAUGGCACUUACAUUAUCUCAGUAGCAAGGAAGCUUGGAUGCUCAAUUUUCUUGCUUCCAGAGGACAUACUGGAGGUGAAUCAAAAGAUGAUGCUUACACUGACAGCAAGCAUAAUGUAUUGGCAUUUGAAGAGGCCAGUCGAAGACCGAGCAAUGUCAUCCGACAGCGAAAAUGGGAGCUCAUCUGAAACCGUCUCGAACUCAAACAUCGAUGAUUCUGCAUCCGAGUCAUCCACGGAUGAUACAGUGAGCAGAUAGUUGCAGAUAUCCCGGCAACUAAGAUGAUGCCACAAUCUAAUUGAUCACCUCUGAUGUAUAUUCUUUGACCAUUUAUUCCAGAUGUUCAGAACCACUGUUGCUGCACAUCAGUUAUGCCCAAACCCAGAGUUAGUGGCAAAGCUAUUUUGCUUGUACUAUGUUGUAUCAAGUCUGUUGUAAUUGAUGGGUGGAUUAUUUUUACUUGCUGCACUGCAUUCUGAUAAUGUAUUCUAUGUACUAACCAAAACAUUCUCUGAUUUGUCACUAGUUUUCCUUGUCA